AUUGUGCGUCACUCACGCAUCAAAUAUAAGCUGAACAUGAUCAGCCGAUCUGCAUUAUGUGCAAUCGACUCAAAGUGGAGUUAAAAAAUGAGUGUCUGGAAUAUUUCCUUGUGGUUUGCGGUUCUGUUUCUACAGCAAGUUUUUGGCUGGAGUGACCUAAAGCCAAGGGGCGAAAUCAAAGAAGGAUGCACAGUAACUGAUUUUGCUGAUAUACCGUUCGCCAUUGAGGAAUGCAGUGUUAUAAUUAUGGGAAGUUUUGAGGUACCUGGAGGACAAAUUAUGGAGCUUAAUCUAAGAGAUUACACGACGGUGGUUUUCGCCGGCAAUAUCACAUUUGGUCAUGCCGAAUGGGAGGGUCCUCUGGUUGCUAUUAAUGCUAGCAAUGCUAUUAUUUUUAGUGAAGACGAUGUUAUUUUGGAUGGACAAGGUCAACUCUACUGGGAUGAUGUUGGGGAAUUUGGAAGCCCAAAACCGUUUUUCUUCGUCAUGCAGUUGCACAAUUCCAUUAUGGUCAAGAUGCACAUUUUGAAUCCGCCUAUGCACUGUGCCAUUUUGUCCGAUUCUUCCAAUGUUCAACUUGCUGACUGGAUUAUCGAUAGUGAGGCCGGUGAUGGGACGCCCAGAGCGUGGAACACUGAUGGUUUUGAUGUUUGGAAUGGCACCAACAUUGCCAUUAGAAACUCAUACGUUUUCAACCAAGAUGACUGUGUGGCUCUAAGAUGCGGUGCAAAUAUGUUGGUGGACAACAUGACUUGCUAUCACGGUCAUGGCUUAAGUAUCUCAGUCGGAUUUACCACUGAUUCCUUGGAGCAGAACACUCUUGAGAAUGUGACGAUCAGAAACUCGUUUCUAAGCGGCGGUUGGCAGGCUAUUCAUAUAAAAACCCAUGUGGAUGGCGGUCCAGGAUUAAUACGCAAUAUCACAUACAGUAACAUCCAAUUCGAAGGCGUGGAACACUAUGGUGUGAAUAUUCAAGAAAACUAUCGGGACGCUCCAAAUUCAACCUCACCGCCCUAUCCAAAGAACAAUGUUCCAAUAGUCGAUUUAACUUUAGAGAACAUCAAGGGAACUACUUUAGAUUCGGCUGUACCUAUUUACGUGUUAUGUGCGGAAGAAGGGUGUUUCGACUGGAAGUUCAACAAUAUCAUGAUCGAGUCAAUUAACGGGAAUAAUUGUACAGCUCCCCCUGAGGGUAUUGAAUGCUAACGAUUUUUAUUAGAUUUUCCCGCUAAUUAGUACCAAUCUGAUAAUAAAUAGGAAAACAGUGACAUUUGGAAAUAAGUUAGUUAAGUAGAAAGGUUAAAUGUACGUUUGUGGAUCGGAAAUAGUUGCUUUUGUUUGGGUUCCAAAAUAUUGUGUCCCACUUAGGAAAAUAUUAAUGAAACUGUCGGAUACCAAAAUAUGUUCAAUUCUACUUGAAAAAUAAAACAAAAUUAGAGAACAUUAGCACAUUUAAAUUUAAAAAAUUCGAAAAAGACAUGUUUUCUCAAAUCUCUAAACCUUUUUUAUUCGAGCUAUAAAUAAAAAGUUUUAGGGGACAAAAACAAAUUAACUUUCUCCAAUUCAUUGUAAUUGACAUUGUCUGCGAUCUUUGUGAAGUGUGUGUUUAAGGAUUUUUUUUAUCAGAAUUUCAGUAUUGUAUUUUACACAUUUUAUCGAAGCCGCUAUAUGAGAAUUGAGUGUUUUUUUAUGCUGAAAAAUGUACUUUGACUUGCACAUAUUAAUAGACGUCCUUGAUUUCUAUGUUCUCUGAACUGAAGAUUAUCAAUAAAAGCACUCAAACACU
This is a messenger RNA of Dendroctonus ponderosae (mountain pine beetle), 1786 nucleotides long. Its product is annotated as polygalacturonase-like. Lineage: Eukaryota; Metazoa; Arthropoda; Insecta; Coleoptera; Curculionidae. Gene Ontology annotation, cellular component: extracellular region. The coding region runs from base 88 to 1206 and encodes 372 amino acids. The transcript has 5 exons. Gene Ontology annotation, biological process: pectin catabolic process. The record is from RefSeq and is a predicted model, not a curated record. Gene Ontology annotation, molecular function: polygalacturonase activity.